Umbelopsis ramanniana AG is the source of this 1608-nucleotide messenger RNA. RefSeq lists its product as uncharacterized. The transcript is spliced from 3 exons. Gene Ontology annotation, biological process: regulation of transcription by RNA polymerase II. NCBI's taxonomy places the organism in Eukaryota, Fungi, Mucoromycota, Umbelopsidomycetes, Umbelopsidales, Umbelopsidaceae. Bases 228 to 1271 code for a protein of 347 amino acids. The record is from RefSeq and is a predicted model, not a curated record. Gene Ontology annotation, molecular function: RNA polymerase II cis-regulatory region sequence-specific DNA binding; DNA-binding transcription factor activity, RNA polymerase II-specific.
UGUUCAGAUAAUUUUUGCACUGGUUUCUCCCGUCUUCUUUACAUUUCAUUUCGUUUCUGUUUCUGAUAUUUUUUUCUUACUAAAGCGUUCUAUCGCAGUCAUUUUCUAUCCUUUUCCACUUCUUCCCCAUUGAUUCUCUCAGAUAGCCAUCGUAUUCCCCUCAAACCUUCCCCAAUCAACCACUAUCAGCUUCUUCCCAACACCCCAUUGAACCGAACCUGAACAUUAUGGGAGGAUCCAGUAAGCAAAAGCAACAAAGCAAAGUACAAAGCAGCCAACCACGCAACAAUACUCAACGAAGUUCACCACCGCCGUUCCUUCAGCAACAUUCUUCGUCUAGCAAAUUUGAAUUAGAACCCAACCCCUUUGAACAAAGUUUUAAUUUCAAUGACAAAGUAGCAAGUGCAUCUCGAAAGCCCAAUGUGCUACCGCCGGUGGCUGCCAUUGACUCUCCAAGUGAUGGCGCCAAUGCGCGUAACAACCCUCUUUGGGAAACGUUACGAUCGGGCGAGCUUUCACCUAGUAUGCUAGGUGGACCACGGCCUCCGCCGCAGAAUAAUGAUAGCCGAACGUCAUAUGGUUCCAGCCUACUUCCGCCUCAAAUGGGACAUAACAGCGGAGUCCUCGACACUAUGAACCAACCCUCAAUGCAAAAUUAUGAAGCUAUGCAACCCAAUAAUCUGUAUCUUUUAUCAGCUGCUCAGCAGGAAGUGAUGCGACGCAACAGCCUUGGUCAAGUUGUGCCUGUUGUCAAAUCCGAAAUCGAUGAUAUGGGUCCUCAAUCAAGCCAUUCACCGCCCAGCCGAUACCGUGUCACCACUAGCCCUGAAAGCAGCGCCGAUGAUCUACACUCAAGACGAUCCAAUAGACGAGCGUCGUCCUCCUCCAGACGCACUGAUGGUGGAGGGGAUGACACUGAAAAGCGAAAAAACUUCCUUGAGAGGAACCGACAAGCCGCUCUCAAAUGUAGACAACGUAAGAAGCAAUGGUUGGCUGAAUUGCAAAACAAAGUCGAAUAUUUAUCCAGUGAUAAUGAAAAGCUGCAAACUCAAGCUACAUCCCUUCGAGAAGAAAUCAUCAAUCUUAAGACGUUGCUUCUCGCACAUAAAGAUUGCACCGUUGCUCAGGCCAAUGGCGUCAUUGGCUUAGAGCAACUCCGUGCUGCUCCAGGCAUGCUUCUGCGGCAAAAUGUUCAAAACAGCGCUCCCAUGAACAUGUUUGGUGGCACGGGUGGACCCUCGUAUCAACAUAAUCCUCACCAAGUCACAUAGAUAAACCGGGCUCCUUUGCUAGCCAAGGACACCUUGCCCUUUAUAUUCAAUUCCUUUGACGUAACUUUUUUUUUUCGUUCUCUUUUUAUUUUCUCGUUUGAUACACACAACGCACACACACGUUUUCCCCGCCCUGAAAAAUGACAGUAACUUUUUGUAAAUCCACCUUCGGAGCGUUCCUGACCCAGAGUCAAAGAACUUGUUUUCAGUAAAUAGCCUUUUUUCCGUUCUUGUUGAUGUCGAGGGAGUCAUGGUUUUGUUUUUUUGGAAUUAACGUACAAUUUGAAAAAGACAGUAUGCACUUGAAUAAAAUGAUGCCAAAUUUCCUCCACUGUAA